Molecule: messenger RNA, 3807 nt
Organism: Poecilia reticulata (guppy)
Lineage: Eukaryota; Metazoa; Chordata; Actinopteri; Cyprinodontiformes; Poeciliidae
Gene: cyth3b
Product: cytohesin 3b
Biological process (GO): regulation of ARF protein signal transduction
Molecular function (GO): guanyl-nucleotide exchange factor activity
Source: RefSeq, a predicted model, not a curated record
CUUUCCUGCAGCSGUCUCAUCAGCCGCUCUGCCUAUACUAGUGGAGUGAAGGCGUAUUUAGAGGGAUAACGAGCGCCACUGUCAGCUUAAAGACAAUCUGCCGCCGAUGUAGAGACCCGUCGCUCAGUACCGGACGGACACACGGGCCCCGGAGGACGGGACCUGGGACUGUGUGUGAGGGGUAAAUGGCCACAAUAUCUCCUGAGAGGAGACGCUCCUGCCUGUGAGACUACCUGAACGCCAAAUGCGUCCUGGAAAAUAGGACGUUCACCCAGGAGUAAAUUAGACGCAUCGGAAGUUUCUCUGUACGAUUUUUCGGGAGAUUUAGAUUUUUGCCCGCUGCAGACAUGGACGAGGAUAACCAAGUGCCCGAGGACUUGUCUUUGGAAGAGAGAGAUGAGCUUUCGAACAUACGACGCAGAAAAAAAGAGCUUCUUGAUGAUAUCGAACGGCUGAAAUUUGAAAUCGCUGAAGUAAUGAAUGAGAUUGAACAGCUCACCUGUGUUGGGGAGAGCAAAACCUCACAAAGAAACAAACAGAUUGCCAUGGGAAGGAAGAAAUUCAACAUGGAUCCUAAAAAGGGAAUCCAGUUUCUUUUGGAAAACGAUCUUCUCCAGAACACCCCAGAGGACAUCGCACAGUUCCUCUACAAAGGCGAAGGGCUCAACAAAACCGUCAUUGGGGACUACUUAGGGGAACGGGAUGACUUUAAUAUCAAGGUCCUUCAGGCAUUUGUGGAGCUUCAUGAAUUUGCAGACCUCAACCUUGUUCAAGCCUUAAGGCAGUUUCUGUGGAGCUUCAGACUUCCUGGUGAAGCCCAGAAGAUCGAUCGCAUGAUGGAGGCGUUUGCCUCCAGGUACUGCCAGUGCAAUCCUGGUGUCUUCCAGUCCACAGACACUUGCUACGUCCUCUCAUUUGCCAUUAUUAUGCUGAACACCAGCCUUCACAAUCCCAACGUCCGAGACAAGCCCCCGGUGGAGCGCUUCAUUUCCAUGAACAGAGGGAUCAAUGAGGGAGGAGAUCUCCCCGAGGAGCUACUCAGGAAUCUCUAUGACAGCAUUAAGAGCGAACCCUUUAAGAUCCCAGAGGACGAUGGGAACGACCUGACGCACACGUUCUUCAACCCAGACAGAGAAGGAUGGCUGCUUAAAUUAGGAGGGCGAGUGAAAACCUGGAAGAGAAGGUGGUUCAUCCUGACGGACAACUGCCUCUACUACUUCGAAUACACAACAGACAAAGAGCCUCGUGGGAUCAUCCCACUGGAGAACCUCAGCAUCAGGGAAGUGGAGGAGCCCAGAAAACCUAACUGCUUUGAGUUAUACAACCCCAAUCACAAAGGCCAGGUGAUCAAAGCCUGCAAGACUGAGGCAGACGGACGUGUUGUCGAGGGCAACCAUGUGGUCUACAGGAUAUCAGCGCCUACGCCUGAGGAGAAGGAGGAGUGGAUUAAAUCCAUCAAGGCAAGCAUUAGCAGGGAUCCCUUCUAUGACAUGCUGGCCACCAGGAAGAGGCGCAUCGCCAACAAGAAGUGAAGGGAGACAAUCAAGUCAAGCUCCAAAGUGCUCCAUCUUCCUCUCUCUUGGUUCACGAAGACAUAAAUGGCAUGCCGCUAAGCUGGUUCACUUGGGAAACUGAAGACCCGAAGACAAACCUGGACACUCUAUAAGUGAGGGGAACAUAUAAAUCUCUACUGAACCAGCCGGUUUGUGUCCUCUUCAUCUCAUUUAUUGCCCUUUACUCAUAUCAAAACAUGUUUUAGUUGCCCCCUAAAGCACAACUGCCAUGUUUCAGGUGCACAUGCAUGUAUGUGGCUUAUUAUAAAGAACUAUGUUUGUGUUUUUGUAUGUGUGUGCAGCAGUGUGCAUGUUAAGUUUGUUUGCAUACAGUGUGAAAGUAUUUCCUCCACUGUGCUUUAAAAAAAAAAGUUGUUGAAGCUACAAACCAGAGUUCAGGUGGAUGGCCAUCAACACCGAGGUUAAAAGAAUAAACAGGAGGAGGAAACAGAUGAACGUUUUUAAGAGAUGGAGGCUGAGUCGGUUCAGUCAAACCGCAGCUGGACCGCAGCGUCUUCUCAUUCUGGUGCUGAGCUCGUCUCUCCUGGUGCCCUGCUCAGAGAAACCUCAAAAACGGUGUCAAAGUAUAGACUAUGUUCUUUUCUUUGGGAGCAGAGACUUGAAAUGUGCAUACUUUGUUAUAUUUUGAUUUAGUAACGGUGCUUUUAUACGAGACUUCAAAAUGUAACCCUUUUAGACCUGAGGGCGUAAUUCUUAUUCCCCAAUCAGACUUUUGGACACCAGCUUUUUGUUUUGAAAAUGCAAGCUCUUCAGAUCUCACGUGUCAUGUAAACGGCACCUUUGAAGAUCCAACGCAGCUGCGAUUCAAUGGCCCCAAUAAUGACAUUGCACAUACUGAUGUUACAUUACAUAGCAGGAGUAUGAGAAUGAAACCUUCUGAAGAUCCUGAAGGUUUCUGAAUGAAAGUGAAACUUAGGAGAUUAAUGUCUGUCUGAUCCGUUCAASUAAUUAUAACCGAGAUGGUGACUUCUGGGAGAAGUGAUGUUUCUACUGUUCCUGGUUUUCACACAACAUAAAACAAGAGUCCGUCAAAAUAAGCACAGAUACCUCGGAGGUACAAUAGGACUUGAUGUUCCACAAAAUCUUGCAUAUUUCCUCAAGUUGAUCCCCAGGUUUAAAAAAUGACAKACUACAUCAUUCCAAGAUCUGAAAUAGUGCAUAAGUAGCUUUAAAUGAUUGGUUUCAAAACUGCCACAACCUUCUGUUAUACUGUCCCUGUAGUCUACAAGCUUUAUAAUGAGAUCCUAGAAAGGUAUCACAGAGCUGCCCCUUUAGAAACACCUGUUCUACUUUGGUACUUCUCUCGAUUGCAGCACCUAAAACUUGCCUCAUGCUUUGAAGACAAAUUAUAGUCAACAAUACCUGGCAUUAGCUGGUGCUAAAAUAUAUCAAGAGAUCUGAUUCCUGGGGUAUCUUAAUGAUUACGAUUUCAAAAGCACUUUCAUUUUCAGAAAGACAUUUCGGUCCAAAAGAAGGGUUUGUUUUUCUCUCUGCAGCAGCCCAGUUGGUACCAGUCCAAUUAAGCUCUUUCCAAUUUAUUUUUAUUUCUCUACUGCAUAUGUUGGUGAAGGUUAGUGUAUUGUUGUGAUCCUGUUUGCGUUUGAUCCYUGCUUGCUUUUGUGUUCCUCUUUAAGAUUUUCUACUUAAAAACCAGCUAUCAUUUUUUGUAUUUAUUUUUAUUCGUGAAAUGAUUUUAUUAUUACUUCCUGUAAAUCUUAAAUAACGUAUGCCUAAGUUAUGUAUGUGUAUAUAUAUUGUAUAGGUUUUAAUGUCUUUGUUGUAGUAUGCACACUAACAUUUUUGCAUCUUGCUAAAGUUUGGGAUCUUCUUGGCAAAAGCCUUAAACAAUCAUUUGAUUAAAAAAAAAAGACUGAUGGAAGUAAUGAAGAGAAUCUAGGUCGACUGUGACAAAGCUGUUUAAAAGCCAUGACUAAUGAGAAAAAGAUUGUUAUAUUUAUAAAAAUGGAAAAGAUUAUAGUGAAUAUGAUGUUUCAUGUUAUGGAUCAUGAUUAUAUAGUUGAUAAAGAUGUCAAAAAACACCAAUAGUUUUGUAUGUGAUUGUAAAAUAAAAAUGUAGGCCUUGUGAAAUAAGGGCAUAAUUUUAUCUUCUGCAGCCCUAUGUGGGCAUGUGGUCGCAUUAAUUUUUAUAUUCUCUGUAAGAGCUGUUUGGUCACGUUGUACAUUACGUGUAUCUACAUAAAGUAUACAUAAAGCUUGGGAUAUUCAUUAUUGA